AUGGCUUUGCAUGACUUAGCUGGAACAUCACAUCUCAACUCUCAACCCCCUUUCCCUGUGAUAUGCAGCUUUCGAGGAUCUGUCCCUCAAGGAUUGGUCUUAGAAAUAGGAGAGACAGUCCAGAUUCUUGAAAAAUGUGAAGGUUGGUACAGAGGAGUUUCAACAAAGAAACCAAAUGUAAAGGGGAUCUUCCCUGCAAAUUAUAUUCACUUGAAAAAAGCAAUCGUCAGUAAUAGAGGGCAGUAUGAAACUGUGGUUCCGCUUGAAGAUUCUAUUGUGACUGAAGUCACAGCAACUCUACAAGAAUGGGCCAGUCUGUGGAAACAACUGUAUGUGAAACACAAAGUAGAUCUUUUCUACAAACUUCGCCAUGUGAUGAAUGAACUUAUUGACCUGCGAAGGCAGCUCCUGUCUGGUCACCUGACUCAGGAUCAGGUGCGGGAGGUUAAGCGACACAUCACUGUACGUCUGGACUGGGGUAAUGAGCAUUUGGGCCUGGACCUGGUGCCCCGGAAGGACUUUGAAGUAGUGGAUUCAGAUCAAAUUAGUGUCUCAGAUCUCUAUAAGAUGCAUUUGUCUAGCCGGCAGAGUGUACAGCAGAGUACAUCUCAGGUAGAUACAAUGCGCCCACGUCAUGGAGAGACCUGUCGGAUGCCAGUGCCACAUCACUUCUUCUUUAGCCUGAAGAGUUUUACCUACAAUACCAUUGGGGAAGAUACUGAUGUCUUCUUUUCCUUAUAUGAUAUGAGAGAAGGCAAGCAGAUCAGUGAGCGUUUUCUGGUGAGACUGAACAAGAAUGGUGGGCCAAGGAACCCAGAGAAGAUAGAACGAAUGUGUGCCCUUUUUACAGAUCUGAGCAGCAAAGAUCUGAAGAGAGAUUUGUAUAUAGUUGCCCAUGUGAUCCGAAUAGGCCGGAUGCUCCUGAACGAUUCAAAGAAGGGCCCUGCUCACCUGCACUACAGGCGACCAUAUGGCUGUGCAGUCCUAAGCAUCUUGGAUGUCCUACAGUCACUCACAGAACUAAAAGAAGAAAAGGACUUUGUUCUUAAGGUUUACACGUGCAACAACGAGAGCGAGUGGUCCCAGAUCCACGAGAACAUCAUCCGAAAGUCCAGUGCCAAGUACUCUGCCCCCAGCGCCAGCCAUGGUUUGAUCAUUUCUCUUCAGCUUCUUCGUGGAGACAUGGAACAGAUCCGGAGAGAAAAUCCCAUGAUUUUUAAUAGGGGAUUGGCAAUUACAAGAAAAUUGGGAUUUCCUGAUGUCAUCAUGCCAGGUGAUAUCCGCAAUGAUUUGUACCUAACUCUGGAGAAAGGAGAUUUUGAGAGAGGAGGAAAGAGUGUACAAAAGAAUAUUGAAGUGACAAUGUAUGUACUUUAUGCAGAUGGAGAAAUCUUGAAGGAUUGCAUCAGUUUGGGUUCAGGAGAGCCAAAUAGGAGUUCCUACCACUCCUUCGUCCUUUACCACAGCAAUAGUCCUCGUUGGGGAGAAAUUAUCAAAUUGCCCAUCCCCAUUGACCGGUUCCGAGGUUCCCACCUGCGCUUUGAGUUCAGACAUUGUUCCACAAAGGACAAAGGGGAAAAGAAACUCUUUGGCUUUGCAUUCUCACCCCUGAUGCGUGAUGAUGGUACCACCCUCUCAGAUGACAUUCAUGAGCUUUAUGUGUAUAAGUGUGAUGAGAAUAGCACAUUUAACAACCAUGCUCUGUACCUGGGCCUGCCCUGCUGCAAAGAAGACUAUAAUGGCUGCCCUAAUAUCCCUUCAAGCCUCAUCUUUCAGCGCAGCACCAAGGAGUCUUUCUUCAUUUCCACACAACUCUCCUCUACCAAACUCACCCAGAAUGUUGACCUCCUUGCUCUGCUGAAAUGGAAGGCCUUUCCAGACCGAAUCAUGGACAUCCUAGGGCGGCUGCGACAUGUCAGUGGGGAGGAAAUUGUUAAGUUUCUACAGGACAUCCUGGAUACACUUUUUGUAAUUUUAGAUGAUAAUACAGAGAAAUAUGGCCUGUUAGUUUUUCAGUCUUUGGUCUUCAUCAUCAACCUGCUCCGAGAUAUCAAAUAUUUCCAUUUCCGACCUGUGAUGGACACAUAUAUCCAGAAGCACUUUGCUGGAGCCCUAGCCUACAAGGAGCUCAUUCGCUGUUUGAAAUGGUAUAUGGACUGCUCAGCAGAACUGAUUCGGCAGGAUCACAUUCAGGAAGCCAUGCGGGCCUUGGAGUACCUUUUCAAGUUCAUUGUGCAGUCACGGAUCCUAUACUCACGAGCCACAUGUGGGAUGGAAGAGGAGCAAUUCCGUUCCAGCAUCCAAGAACUUUUCCAGUCCAUCCGGUUUGUGCUCAGUCUGGACAGCAGAAACUCAGAAACACUCCUUUUCACUCAGGCUGCACUCCUCAAUUCUUUCCCAACCAUCUUUGAUGAGCUGCUGCAAAUGUUCACUGUGCAAGAAGUGGCAGAGUUUGUGAGAGGAACCCUGGGGAGCAUGCCCAGCACUGUGCACAUUGGGCAGUCAAUGGAUGUAGUAAAGCUGCAGUCCAUCGCCAGGACAGUGGACAGCCGCCUCUUUUCUUUCUCAGAAUCCCGCCGCAUCCUGCUUCCUGUGGUUCUCCAUCACAUUCACCUUCACCUGAGGCAGCAGAAAGAGCUGCUCAUCUGCUCAGGAAUUCUUGGCAGCAUUUUCUCCAUUGUCAAGACCAGCUCUCUGGAGGCAGAUGUCAUGGAAGAGAUAGAGAUGAUGGUGGAGAGCCUCCUGGACGUGCUCUUGCAGACUCUGCUCACCAUCAUGAGCAAAUCGCACGCUCAGGAGGCGGUAAGAGGGCAGCGGUGCCCGCAGUGCACAGCCGAGAUCACUGGUGAGUAUGUGUCCUGCCUUCUCUCACUACUCCGCCAGAUGUGUGACACCCAUUACCAGCAUCUCCUGGACAAUUUCCAGAGCAAAGAUGAACUCAAGGAAUUUCUGCUGAAGAUUUUCUGUGUAUUCCGGAACUUGAUGAAGAUGAGUGUGUUCCCUCGGGACUGGAUGGUGAUGAGACUGCUCACAAGCAAUAUUAUAGUCACUACUGUCCAGUACCUGUCCUCUGCACUGCACAAGAAUUUCACAGAGACAGACUUUGACUUCAAGGUGUGGAAUUCUUAUUUUAGCCUGGCAGUUCUGUUCAUAAAUCAGCCAAGCCUUCAGCUAGAAAUCAUUACUUCAGCCAAGAGGAAGAAGAUUCUAGAUAAGUAUGGGGACAUGCGUGUGAUGAUGGCUUAUGAACUGUUCAGCAUGUGGCAGAAUUUGGGUGAACAUAAGAUCCACUUUAUUCCGGGAAUGAUUGGUCCUUUCCUGGGUGUGACACUGGUUCCCCAACCAGAAGUGCGGAAUAUUAUGAUUCCCAUCUUUCAUGACAUGAUGGACUGGGAACAGAGGAAAAAUGGCAACUUCAAACAGGUGGAGGCUGAGCUGAUUGACAAGCUAGACAGCAUGGUGUCGGAAGGGAAAGGUGACGAGAGCUACAGGGAGCUCUUCGGCCUGCUAACCCAGCUGUUUGGGCCCUACCCCAGCCUCCUGGAGAAGGUUGAACAGGAAACAUGGCGUGAAACUGGCAUUUCCUUUGUGACCUCAGUCACCCGCCUCAUGGAACGCCUUCUUGACUACAGGGACUGCAUGAAAGGAGAAGAAACAGAGAAUAAGAAGAUCGGCUGCACUGUUAACCUGAUGAACUUCUACAAAUCUGAGAUUAACAAAGAAGAGAUGUAUAUCCGCUAUAUCCAUAAGCUUUGUGAUAUGCAUUUGCAGGCCGAAAACUACACAGAGGCUGCAUUCACCCUGCUCCUCUACUGUGAGCUGCUGCAGUGGGAGGACCGACCACUGCGGGAAUUCCUCCACUACCCAUCUCAGACAGAAUGGCAGCGGAAAGAGGGACUGUGCCGGAAGAUCAUCCACUACUUCAACAAAGGCAAGAGCUGGGAGUUUGGGAUCCCACUGUGCAGGGAGCUGGCAUGUCAGUAUGAGAGCCUCUACGACUAUCAGAGCCUCAGCUGGAUUCGGAAAAUGGAGGCCAGCUACUACGACAACAUUAUGGAGCAGCAGCGCCUGGAGCCUGAGUUCUUUCGUGUUGGCUUCUACGGCAGGAAGUUUCCUUUCUUCCUUCGGAACAAAGAAUACGUGUGCCGUGGCCAUGACUACGAGAGGCUGGAGGCCUUCCAACAGCGGAUGCUCAGCGAGUUCCCACAGGCUGUCGCCAUGCAGCACCCCAACCAUCCUGACGACGCCAUCCUACAGUGCGAUGCCCAGUACUUGCAGAUCUAUGCAGUGACGCCCAUUCCAGAUUAUGUGGAUGUUCUGCAGAUGGAUAGGGUCCCGGAUCGCGUCAAGAGCUUCUAUCGUGUCAACAAUGUGAGGAAGUUCCGGUACGACAGGCCUUUUCAUAAAGGCCCCAAGGACAAGGAGAAUGAAUUCAAGAGCCUGUGGAUUGAACGCACCACACUGACUUUGACCCACAGCUUGCCUGGCAUCUCUCGAUGGUUCGAAGUGGAGAGGAGGGAACUGGUGGAGGUGAGCCCUCUGGAGAAUGCCAUCCAAGUUGUUGAGAAUAAGAACCAGGAGCUGCGGGCCCUGAUCAGCCAAUAUCAGCACAAGCAGGUGCAUGGCAACAUCAACCUGCUCAGCAUGUGCCUGAAUGGUGUCAUUGAUGCAGCUGUUAAUGGAGGCAUUGCACGCUACCAGGAGGCCUUCUUUGAUAAAGAUUACAUAACCAAGCACCCAGGAGAUGCUGAGAAGAUCACCCAGCUCAAGGAGCUCAUGCAGGAGCAGGUCCACGUCCUUGGAGUUGGGCUAGCAGUUCAUGAGAAGUUCGUACACCCAGAAAUGCGGCCUUUGCACAAGAAGCUGAUUGAUCAAUUCCAAAUGAUGCGGGCCAGUCUCUACCAUGAGUUUCCAGGUUUGGAUAAGUUAAGUCCUGCAUGUUCAGGCACCAGCACCCCACGGGGAAACGUUCUGGCAUCCCAUAGCCCUAUGAGCCCUGAGAACAUCAAGAUGACCCACCGGCACAGCCCCAUGAACUUGAUGGGCACAGGCCGCCAUUCAUCAUCCUCUCUCUCCUCACAUGCGUCUAGUGAAGCGGGAAACAUGGUGAUGAUGGGCGACAGCUCCAUGGGCGAGGCACCUGAGGACCUUUACCACCACAUGCAGCUCAUGUAUCCCAACCCCAGGUACCAAGGCUCAAUCACCAACGUCUCUGUUCUGUCCUCGUCCCAGGCAAGCCCUUCUUCCUCCAGCCUGAGUUCCACUCACUCAGCGCCAUCCCAGAUGAUUACCUCUGCCCCUCCCAGCGCCCGAGGCUCUCCCUCUCUGCCAGAUAAGUACCGCCACGCCCGGGAAAUGAUGUUGCUGUUGCCCACACACCGGGACCGCCCAAGCAGUGCCAUGUACCCAGCAGCUAUCCUGGAGAAUGGACAGCCACCAAAUUUCCAGAGGGCUCUGUUCCAGCAAGUGGUUGGAGCCUGCAAACCCUGCAGUGAUCCUAAUCUGUCUGUGGCCGAAAAAGGUCAUUACUCCCUACACUUUGACGCCUUCCACCACCCCCUGGGUGAUACUCCUCCAGCCCUCCCCGCCCGGACCCUGCGCAAGUCUCCUCUCCAUCCUAUCCCAGCCUCCCCAACAAGCCCCCAGUCAGGCCUGGACGGCAGCAACUCUACCCUGUCCGGCAGUGCCAGCAGCGGCGUAUCCUCCUUAAGCGAGAGUAACUUUGGGCACUCCUCAGAGGCCCCACCUCGCACGGACACCAUGGACUCCAUGCCGAGCCAGGCCUGGAAUGGCGAUGACGAUCUUGAGCCACCCUACCUCCCUGUCCACUACAGCCUCUCCGAGUCUGCUGUCCUGGAUUCUAUCAAGGCGCAGCCAUGCCGAAGCCACUCAGCCCCAGGGUGCGUCAUCCCUCAGGAUCCCAUGGACCCGCCUGCGCUGCCGCCCAAGCCCUACCACCCCCGCCUGCCAGCCCUGGAGCAUGAUGAGGGCGUCCUGCUGCGUGAUGAGGCCGAGAGACCUCGGGGCCUGCACCGCAAGGCCUCACUGCCUCCUGGGAGCACCAAGGAGGAUCAGGCCCGCAUGGCCUGGGAACACGGCCGAGGGGAACAGUAA
Molecule: messenger RNA, 6114 nt
Organism: Lepus europaeus (European hare)
Lineage: Eukaryota; Metazoa; Chordata; Mammalia; Lagomorpha; Leporidae
Gene: DOCK3
Product: dedicator of cytokinesis 3
Exons: 53
Coding region: 1-6114 (2037 amino acids)
Biological process (GO): small GTPase-mediated signal transduction
Cellular component (GO): cytoplasm; plasma membrane
Molecular function (GO): guanyl-nucleotide exchange factor activity; small GTPase binding; GTPase activator activity
Source: RefSeq, a predicted model, not a curated record